Molecule: messenger RNA, 1719 nt
Organism: Paracoccidioides lutzii Pb01
Product: FACT complex subunit pob3
Exons: 8
Coding region: 1-1719 (572 amino acids)
Cellular component (GO): FACT complex; nucleus
Molecular function (GO): nucleosome binding; DNA binding; histone binding
Source: RefSeq, a predicted model, not a curated record
AUGCAGGAGAGCUUCGAGAAUAUCUACCUCGAUUUAUCGAAACAACCAGGCAAAUGUAAGCUUGCAGAGAGCGGCUUGGGUUGGCGGCCAUCAGGCGGCGGUGACACAUUCACUCUUGACAGCAGCAAUAUUGGCGCAGCGCAAUGGAGUCGAGCUGCCAAGGGUUAUGAGCUGAAGAUCCUCUCCCGUUCCUCGGGAGUCAUUCAGCUUGAUGGAUUCGAGCAAGAGGAUUUUGACCGAACAAGCAAAGCCUUCAAGAUCUGGUACGGCAUCAACAUCGAAAACCGAGAACAUGCGCUUCGUGGAUGGAACUGGGGGAAAGCAGAAUUCACAAAAGCAGAACUCACAUUCAAUGUGCAAAACCGACCCGCAUUUGAACUCCCUUAUUCGGAAAUAUCAAAUACAAACCUUGCGGGCAAGAACGAGGUUGCUGUUGAAUUUGCACUUCCUGUUGAUGGCGUUAACGGAACGAACGGACAAUCAGAGGGUAGUACGAAAAGCAGAGGUCGGAAAGCUGGCGCCGGACGGGAUGAGCUGGUAGAGAUGAGAUUUUACAUUCCUGGCACAGCUCUUAAGAAGGAGAAACCAGAGGGUGAAGAAGGAGAGGGAGACGAGAAAAGCGUUCAUGGCGAAGAGGCAGAGGAACAAAAUGCGGCAAAUUUAUUCUAUGAGACUUUGAUGGAUAAAGCUGAAAUCGGAGACGUUGCUGGAGAUACAUUUGCUACCUUUUUGGAUGUGCUACAUCUCACUCCAAGAGGACGAUUCGAUAUUGAUAUGUACGAAAGCUCGUUCAGAUUACGAGGCAAAACAUACGACUAUAAAAUUCAGUACCAGUCGAUUAAGAAAUUCUUCCUCCUGCCGAAGAAUGACGAUACCCAUACAUUGAUCACGUUAGGCUUGGAUCCCCCGCUUCGACAAGGCCAAACGAGAUAUCCAUUCCUGGUUAUGCAGUUGAAACUUGAUGAUGAGAUCAGCAUCGAUCUAAAUAUGACUGAUGAAUUGCUCCAAACCCGUUACAAAGACAAGUUGGAGGCCCAUUACGAGGAACCCAUUCAUCAAGUUGUAACGAAAGUAUUCCGCGGCCUUUCCGGGAAAAAGGUCGUCAUGCCCUCAAGGGAUUUCGUCAGUCAUCAUGGGCAUUCCGGUGUCAAAUGUUCCAUCAAAGCGAACGAAGGGCUCUUGUUCUGUUUGGACAAAAGUUUCAUGUUUGUACCAAAACCAGCGACCUACGUGCAAAUCGAGAAUAUAUCCGUGAUCACCAUGUCCCGUGUUGGUGGUGCGAUUUCCGCUAGUCGAACGUUUGAUAUCACGAUGACCCUUAAAGGGGGAAUGGGAGAACACCAAUUUAGCAAUAUUAAUCGCGAGGAACAACAACCCUUGGAAGAAUUUUUCAAGGCGAAGAACAUAAGAUUUAAGAACGAAAUGGCCGAUGACUCAUCCGCCCUUAUCGCCGCCGCUCUCGACAAUGAAGAUGCCUCCAGCGACGAAGAAAUGGCCGCCGGCAACGACCGUGGUUCCGCAGACGAAGACGAAGAAUCUGUCGACGAAGACUUCCAAGCAGAGUCCGAGUCUGACGUUGCGGAAGAAUAUGACUCUGCUCACGAAAGCAGUGGUAGUGGAAGUGAUGCUGAAGUAGAUGACGGGGAUGAAGAAAAUGAUGCCGCCGCUGAUGAAGAUGAGGACGAGAGACCGAAGAAAAAGACCAAGGUCACAAAAUGA